Molecule: messenger RNA, 1257 nt
Organism: Symbiodinium pilosum
Lineage: Eukaryota; Dinophyceae; Suessiales; Symbiodiniaceae
Source: the annotation of a GenBank genome assembly
GUGCCAUGCACUGACAUCAUCGAGAAUGCAAAGGUAUCUUCUUCAACAGAUGCUGCAAUCCAGAAGCUCGGAAAGUUGUCGAAGAAACAUUCUGAGACUGGGGUACACAAAGUGCUCAAUGAGAAUGGUUGCAACGUGGAUGUCCCAGUGCAGUAUGUUGACCUUCCCUCUCAAAAGCGUUUUCCUUAUGUACUCAUGAGUGAUUGGGUCAAGUAUCUGGCUGCUUCAGACCGACUGCACUACUUGAUUGGUACAAAAAACGAACUUGAACGCCGUCAGUUGUGCCUGGAAUUCUGGCGCCGAUUUGAGCUUGUUCGUCCUCAACAUCCUGUAUUCGCCAUGGCCCGUGCCGGCCAAGUGGAGUUGGCCAACACAUGGCCAUUAUUACACCACGGGGAUGAAGGAAUGGAAGGGCGUGAAGAAUCCUGGCCAUGGGAGCAGUUCAGCACCCGACCUAAGUGGUUGGAAACUGUGGGCGUCGAACCUGGUUUCCAAUGCGUUGGCCCGCUCUUGGCAAUACUGCACGAUGAUCCCACCUUGUUCUACCAAAGCGACCUUUGGCAUAGCUUUCAUUUAGGCUGUGGAAAAAGUUUCGCAGCGUCUGCUAUUGUGAUUCUUCUUGAUAAGAUGGAACACUUCAGGUCGAUGGAUGACCGUCUGCAAGUGCUCACUUCGGAUUACAAAAGCUUUUGCAAGCGUACGCGCAAGUAUGCUUACAUCACGGUAAUCAAUCGAGACUUGCUUGGUUGGGAGCACUUCGGUGACAUGCCCCAGGGGCACUGGCAUAAAGGCUUCGUCACAACUCGUUUGUUGGAGUGGCUGGAAGAUUACAUGGACCAGAAGCACAAGAAUGACCAGGUUCUCACGAUGGCGGCUGCAAAUGCAUGCCUGCGAGGCCUCUACAUGUCUGGUGUUUGGUUGCGUUCGCGUGAAGGCCAUGCACUCGCACUGAAUGGAAUCAGAUUCCUGGCGGGGUAUGGUCGUCUUGCCAAAAUGGCAUUUUCUGCUGGCAUACGGCGAUUCGUACUACUGCCAAAGCACCAUUUUUUCCACCAUAUCAUGGUGGAUAUGAUGGGGUCGAGCAACAAUUGGGUUUUGAAUCCGCUAAUUCAUAGCGUUCAGUUACAGGAGGACUUCAUUGGCAAGCCAAGUCGUGUGUCUAGGAGAGUGUCAGCGAAAGUGCACGCUCUUCGGACGCUGCAGAGGGUCCUCUUUGCGAUGUUCGCGGAGUUCAAACGGCAAGAGAAGCCCAGGUGA